This is a messenger RNA of Condylostylus longicornis, 765 nucleotides long. RefSeq names its product brachyurin-like. Lineage: Eukaryota; Metazoa; Arthropoda; Insecta; Diptera; Dolichopodidae. The transcript has 6 exons. Gene Ontology annotation, molecular function: serine-type endopeptidase activity. Bases 1 to 765 code for a protein of 254 amino acids. The record is from RefSeq and is a predicted model, not a curated record. Gene Ontology annotation, biological process: proteolysis.
AUGAAUGGCUUAAUGUGCCAACAUUACGCGAUCCAGAGCAAAAUUAUUGGAGGUGAUAAUGUUGAUAGUUACGAAUUAACAAAUUUUGUCGUUGGAAUUUAUAUUGAUGAUGGAGAAUGGUGUGGAGGCUCAAUAAUAUCAAGCAAAUGUGUAAUAACGGCCGCGCAUUGUUUAUAUGAGAAAAACAAAGCUAAGCUUUAUUUUGGUUACAUUCGACUAUCUUCACCUCCUUCUGGUGCUGUGAAUAUGAACGCUAGCCAUGACGAUUUCAUUAUUCAUAACGAAUUUAGCCCAAUCACACUUGCUAAUGACAUUGCGGGAAUAGUUCUCAGGACAACCUUAUCCUUUACAACACAAAUAAUUCAGCCAAUACAAUUAUUUUCAAAGUACGAUUCCUAUAAUUAUUCGUUAGAGAGUGGAGCCGCUACUUUAUGUGGUUGGGGAUUUACUUCUGAUUCUAGUACAACUUUAAGCGAUUUUCUUCAAUAUGUUGAUGUUUAUCUAAUGUCUAUCGAUUCUUGUAAAAAAUUUUAUCCAAAUGUAACAAAAUUCAAUUUGUGUACAACAUCUGGCUCUAAUGUCGCGAAAGGAGGGUGCAGAGGUGAUUCCGGUCAUGGAUUAGCUGCACAGAUAAACUCUUCCAGAAAAUUGAUAGGAAUUUUAUCAUUUAGAAGUAAAAAUGGUUGCAAUAGUCUGGACCCAAGAGGUUAUACCAAUAUUGUGGAAUAUUCCAACUGGAUAUGCCAAAAUUUUAGAGUGUGCUAA